Salvia hispanica is the source of this 1232-nucleotide messenger RNA. RefSeq names its product GDSL esterase/lipase At1g29670-like. The record is from RefSeq and is a predicted model, not a curated record. Lineage: Eukaryota; Viridiplantae; Streptophyta; Magnoliopsida; Lamiales; Lamiaceae. Gene Ontology annotation, molecular function: hydrolase activity, acting on ester bonds.
CCCCCCAUCAAUGGCCUCUAUUACAAUCACAAAAUGGAUAAUCCUAUCCAUCAACAUCUUGAUCAUACAAACCCUAACCCUAACUCAUGCCCAACAAGUUCCUUGCUUCUUCAUUUUUGGAGACUCCCAAAUGGACAAUGGAAACAACAAUCUCCUUCCUACAUCUGCCAAAGCUAAUUAUCGCCCUUAUGGGAUUGACUUCCCCGGCGCCGUCCCCACCGGCCGGUUCACCAACGGCAAAAAUAUCGCCGACUUCCUAGCUGAGUUGUUAGAUUUUUCCGAUCCGAUCCCGCCGUUUGCGUCUACGAGAGGCUCUGACAUUCUCAGAGGACUCAACUACGGAUCCGGAGCUGCCGGGAUUCUUGACAUCUCCGGGAUACGACAGGGCCCUCGGUUCAGCAUGAACGACCAGUUAGCAAAUCAUAGGGCGACAACCGGUCAAAUCGCCGCCUUAUUCCGGAAUCGGACGGCCGCGGACAACUACCUGCGACAGUGUCUCUACGUCGUCAACAUAGGCAGCAACGACUAUAUUAACAACUACUAUUAUCAGAGGCCGCGGUCCUUGUCUAAUCUUCUCUAUACACCCGACCAAUUUGCCGACCAAUUGAUCGCAGAAUUCUCUCGACAACUAAGGAGAUUGUACGACCUCGGAUCAAGAAAAGUUGCGGUGUACGGGAUCGGUCUGAUCGGGUGCAUUCCUCAAGAGAUAUUAUUAUAUCCGAUCACCAACGGGUCUCCCUGCGUCGACAAAAUCAACGUAGCUGUCGGACUAUUCAACGACAGGCUCAUGUCGCUCGUCAACAACCUAAACAACAAUUUACCAAAUGCUCAAUUCACUUACAUAAACGCCACCAGCAUUGCACUAGGAGACCCUUCCCUCAUUGGUGUGAAGGUGUUGAACGCUGCGUGCUGUGAGGUGCAGAGGAGUGGGCCCGCGGCGGGGCAGUGCUUGCGUGAUGGAGCGGUGUGCGGCAACAGACAAGAGUAUAUAUUCUUCGAUAAUUUUCAUCCCACGGAGAUCUCGAACAAUGUGACGGCGAUGAGAUCUUACAGAGCUUUGGUGCCAGCCGACGCGUCCCCGGUUGACAUUGAACGUCUUGUUCGGCAGUGACUGAAACAUUUACUUUUCAAACGGGAUUUUAUGUAAUGUUGUUUUAUAAAUUAAUGAAUAAAUAAUAAAGUAAGAGGGUUGUUUAUGACUAUGUAUUGAAUAAAAAGUUUUGUGUUGAGAA